Brachypodium distachyon (stiff brome) is the source of this 1714-nucleotide messenger RNA. RefSeq names its product non-structural maintenance of chromosomes element 4 homolog B. Bases 114 to 1451 code for a protein of 445 amino acids. NCBI's taxonomy places the organism in Eukaryota, Viridiplantae, Streptophyta, Magnoliopsida, Poales, Poaceae. The transcript is spliced from 7 exons. Gene Ontology annotation, cellular component: nucleus; Smc5-Smc6 complex. The record is from RefSeq and is a predicted model, not a curated record. Gene Ontology annotation, biological process: DNA repair.
CUUCCCUUGUACUCCACCACCACUUCCAAAUCCUCCAACUCCUUCCCUCCCAUCGUUCCGUCCCCCGCCUCUCGGUUCGAAAAGCUUCGAGGGGGUUAGUGCUUUCGGUCGCAAUGGCGGAGGGCUGCGGCGCGGAGGCGGAGCCGGCGACGCCGGCGCAGGACGGGACGACCCAGGGACUGGAGGAUCGGCGGCUGCUGCGGUCGCAGUACCUCGCCGUGAAGGGCCAGAUCAACGAUGAGAAGGAUGAAAUGGCGAGCGCGGAUUCGGUGAAGUUCAAGGCCAUCUUCACGCAGGUGGAGAGCCUGCACCAGCUUGUUCAGAGGCCGAGGGAGCAGAUAGCUGACGCAGAAGCUUUGUUGGACAUAACCACCAGUUUGGUCACAUCGGUGAGGUCGCACUCUGCUCUAGGAAUCACGCCUUCUCAUCUUGUUGCUGGACUGCUCAAAAAAUUUGGGAGCCAAGGGAGUGUCGAUGGAGAGGGUGCCUCGUUAAGCUGGGGUGAUGUUGGGCUUGACACGUCUCACGUCUUCAUGGCUGUGCUCGGAUGCUGCACCAUGGUUGGUCCCAUGAAAGCAGAAGUAAAGCCGCGAAUGGUUCGUACCAUUAGAAAGAGGACUGCAUGGACACUUAAAAACGCUUGCCCAGAACAGCUCGCUGAUCCAUCAGAGACAUCAAAGACUGAUACUGACAGGAACAUGGCUGUUCUAUUUGAUGUUCUAAGGAAGAAGAAAAAUGCAAGACUAGAAAACCUUAUAUUGAAUAGGAAGUCCUUUGCCCAAACAGUGGAGAAUAUAUUUGCCUUGUCAUUCCUAGUUAAAGAUGGCAGAGUGGAAAUCAAUGUGAAUGAUGAAGGACAUCAUAUUGUCUAUCCAAGAAAUGCGCCUGCUGCUAGUGCAAUUGUGUCAGGAGAAGUGGUAUACAAUCACUUUGUCUUCCGAUUUGACUUUAAAGACUGGAAGCUCAUGAAAGAGAUAGUCCUGGAGGGGGAAGAACUGAUGCGGCACAGGUCUUCUCGCAGCAUGGCUCAAGGAAAUAACCAUCCGGAGAUGCCUGCACAGAGCUCGUUUGGAGAAAACAGUGAUGCUGAGAUGCCUGCACAGGGAUCGUUUGGAGGAAACAGUGAUCCUGAGAUGCCUGCAGCACACAGCACAUUUGGAGGAAACAAUAAUCCUGAGAUGCCUGCAGCACAAAGCACGUUUGGAGGAAACAAUGAUCCUGAGAUGCCCGGACACACAACGCCAAUCAGGAAGCUCUGCAGGAACCGGGGCCUGGUCAAGGACGCAAGACAAGAUGAGACGACAGCCGCGGACAAUCAGGAAAUGGAUGUGGAAGAUAAGACAGUGUCGAUUGCCACGAGCACGCUUGAAGCCAUGGUGAAUAAGGAGUUUAUCGAGUACAGGCACGAAACUGCCAAGACGUACAAGCGCAGGCGCCUCUUCCAGGAUUGACGAUUAGCGGCCUGAUCUUACCCGCCGGGUAUCGUGGGCCAUGGUGUAUAUAAGUUUCUAGCUUUUGGGGUUGAUGUAGCUGAAAAAGGUUAGCCAGCUUAUCUAACUUAGAUUUCGAGAGAUGUCUUUUGUAGGGAGUCAGGUUGAACUAGGCAAGCCAGGAUGUUAGUGAUCAGUGCGAUGCAUUUUUCUGUCAUGGAUUAAUGUUCAGUAGCACGCGAUCUUGCUCUGAAACAACGAACUUGAAUUACUUUGCUCGGGCU